AUGCUAGUGUACAUCUACCGCUGUUCCUUCCCUCCUCCCCCCCCCGUGGUUCCUACCCUCCUCCCCCCCUCCUACCGCGGUUCCUACCCUCCCCCCCCCGUGGUUCCUACCCUCCUCCCCCCCUCCUACCGUGGUUCCUACCCUUCUCCCCCCCCUCCCACCGUGGUUCCUACCCUCCUCCCCCCCUCCUACCGUGGUUCCUACCCUUCUCCCCCCCCUCCUACCGUGGUUCCUACCCUUCUCCCCCCCCUCCUACCGUGGUUCCUACCCUCCUACCGCGGUUCCUACCCUCCUCCUACCGCGGUUCCUACCCUCCUACCGCGGUUCCUACCCUCCUACCGCGGUUCCUACCCUCCUCCCACCGCGGUUCCUACCCUCCUACCGCGGAUCCUACCCUCUCCUACCGCGGUUCCUACCCUCCUACCGCGGUUCCUACCCUCCUCCCACCGCGGUUCCUACCCUCCUCCCCCUCCUACCGCGGAUCCUACCCUCUCCUACCGCGUGUUCCUACCCUCCUCCUACUACCCUCCUCCCCUCCUACCGUGGCUCCUCCCCUCCUACCGUGGUUCCUACCCUUCUCCCCCCCCUCCUACCGUGGUUCCUACCCUCCCACCGCGGUUCCUACCCUCCUCCUACCGCGGUUCCUACCCUCCUCCUACCGUGGUUCCUACCCUCCUACCGCGGUUCCUACCCUCCUACCGCGGUUCCUACCCUCCUCCCACCGCGGUUCCUACCCUCCUCCCCCUCCUACCGCGGAUCCUACCCUCUCCUACCGCGGUUCCUACCCUCCCCCUCCUACCGCGGUUCCUACUCUCCUCCCCCCCUACAGUGUACCUACCCUCCUCCUACUACCCUCCUCCCCUCCUACCGUGGCUCCUCCCCUCCUACCGCGGCUCCUCCUCUCCUACCGCGGUUUCUACCCUCCUCCCCUCCUGA
Messenger RNA from Oncorhynchus kisutch (coho salmon), 936 nucleotides. Its product is annotated as extensin-like. The coding region runs from base 1 to 936 and encodes 311 amino acids. The record is from RefSeq and is a predicted model, not a curated record. The transcript is spliced from 2 exons. NCBI's taxonomy places the organism in Eukaryota, Metazoa, Chordata, Actinopteri, Salmoniformes, Salmonidae.